This is a messenger RNA of Sphaerodactylus townsendi, 1717 nucleotides long. RefSeq names its product isocitrate dehydrogenase (NADP(+)) 2 (gene IDH2). Gene Ontology annotation, biological process: isocitrate metabolic process. The coding region runs from base 41 to 1396 and encodes 451 amino acids. The record is from RefSeq and is a predicted model, not a curated record. Gene Ontology annotation, molecular function: NAD binding; isocitrate dehydrogenase (NADP+) activity; magnesium ion binding. Lineage: Eukaryota; Metazoa; Chordata; Lepidosauria; Squamata; Sphaerodactylidae. Gene Ontology annotation, cellular component: mitochondrion. The transcript has 11 exons.
GCCUUCCUCUUCCUCUCUCCUUCCUGUGCCCUCCCGCGCCAUGGCCCUCCGCCUCCGCGCCGCAGUCCCCGCCGUCGCCCGGGCGGCCUGGCGCCGCUCUCCCGCCGCGCUGCUCCCGCCGCUCAGCUCUGCCCGCCCGCCGCGGCGCCACUAUGCUGCUAAACGGAUCAAGGUGGCCAACCCCGUGGUGGAGAUGGAUGGCGACGAAAUGACUCGCAUCAUUUGGGCUUUCAUCAAGGAGAAGUUGAUCCUGCCCAACGCAGAUGUCCAGCUGAAGUACUUUGACCUGGGCCUGCCCCAUCGGGACCAGACGGAUGACCAGGUCACCAUUGACUCUGCGCUGGCCACGCAGAAGUACAGCGUGGCUGUCAAGUGUGCCACGAUCACCCCUGAUGAGGCACGAGUGGAAGAGUUCAAGCUGAAGAAAAUGUGGAAGAGUCCCAAUGGCACCAUCCGGAACAUCCUGGGCGGGACAGUUUUCAGAGAACCAAUCAUCUGCAAGAACAUUCCCCGUCUGGUCCCCGGUUGGACGAAAGCCAUCACUAUUGGCAGACAUGCCCACGGAGACCAGUACAAAGCCACAGAUUUCGUCGUGAGCAAACCUGGGACGUUUAAGAUGGUCUUCACCCCCAAGGACGGCAGUGGAGUCACAGCGUGGGAGGUGUACAACUUCCCCGGUGGGGGUGUCGGCAUGGGAAUGUACAAUACGGAUGAGUCCAUUUCAGGGUUCGCCCACAGCUGCUUCCAGUACGCCAUCCAGAAGAAGUGGCCCCUUUACAUGAGCACCAAGAACACCAUCCUCAAGGCCUACGACGGGCGCUUCAAGGACAUCUUCCAGGAGAUCUUUGAGAAGCACUACAAGACCGAUUUUGACAAACUCCGGAUCUGGUACGAGCACCGGCUGAUCGACGACAUGGUGGCCCAGGUGCUGAAGUCGGUGGGGGGCUUCGUCUGGGCUUGCAAGAACUAUGACGGAGAUGUCCAGUCUGACAUCUUGGCCCAAGGAUUCGGCUCGCUGGGCUUGAUGACCUCAGUCCUCGUCUGCCCGGACGGAAAGACCAUCGAAGCCGAGGCUGCUCACGGCACCGUCACGCGCCAUUACCGGGAGCACCAGAAGGGCAAUCCCACCAGCACCAACCCCAUUGCCAGCAUCUUUGCCUGGACCCGUGGCCUGGAACACAGAGGCAAGCUGGACGGCAACCCCGAUCUCAUCAAGUUUGCUCAGACCGUGGAGAAGGUCUGUGUGGAGACGGUGGAGUCUGGGAUCAUGACCAAGGACUUGGCCGGUUGCAUCCACGGACUAAGCAAUGUGAAGCUGAACGAGCACUUUGUGAACACCACAGACUUCUUGGACGCCAUCAAGAACAACCUGGACAAAGCCCUGGGCAAGCAGUAGGAGGGUGCAGCAGGGGCAGCAACGGCAGCAGCACCGCCCUGAGGUUGCAUGGAGGGGGACGGCGGGAGCCCAUUUACCUCAUUUUUAAUAGAACAAGCUCUGUCUGCUCUUCCUUUCAACCAGGAAAACAUUCUGGGUCACCUGUUUUCCAUUGGUUGUUUUUAAAAAUCCCCGUAAGCUAUCCCAAGAAGGCCCCCCGCCAGUGACUGCUGCUCACAAGGGAAGGUGGGGGGGUCAGUCAUGAAGGAGAGGGUUUUGUGCUAUAAUUUAUGUACUGUCAUUUGGGCCUCGUGGUAGCAAUUAAAAUCUAGUUCUCACACA